AUGUCACCGGGCCGCACCCAUCAGGAAUCGGUCGAAGAAGCUGUUUUCAAGUACGUCGGCGUCGACCUGCAGGGCGGGAAACACGGCGACGAAACCGACAACUCAAACGACACUUUUCAUCGAAAUGUAUCUUCGGCAAUACAGCAAUCUCAGCAUCGUCUGAAUCAACAGCAGCGACAAAACGGAGCUAGUACCGUUGAGCAAGGUAUCAUGGGCUCGUCUUCAAACGCAGGUAAGGAAUAUCAUCAUUCACGGGUAGAUCAGCUUUUUGCCCGCGAUGCUCAAAAUGCCAAGAGUACGGCAGCGGCUGCAAAUGCAAUGCUAACGUCAAACACUGCACACACCGAAAAUUCUGGACCUACAGGUGCUGCUAGUUCUCCUGGCACAAUUCCUGCUGGAUCUUCCACAGCUGCAGAUGUGGAAUGGUUUCUGCGGCAUGAAUUAGACCCUGAGUCACCGGCCACAGCAGAAUUAGACGUGCGCGGAUCACGAGAACCACAGUCAGUAGCUGCUGCAGCUGUAGCUGCUGCAUUUGGUUCUUCUGGGGGCAUGAAUAGUGGUCAUGGUAGUAGAAGUGCAAUUGAUCGCAAGAGGUCCCACGUUUCAGAAUCCGGAAGGCCGGGUACGAUAAGUCCUCUCGCUGAAUCUCACUCUAGCGGGAAAAGGCACAAAAGAUCCUCUGAGUCACGGCACUCUGCAGGUGGCGUGCUGCGUCAGUCUUCUAAAAUGCCCCAUAUAGGCGCUGUCGAUCCCGAAUUGGCAUCUCUUGACGAUCCAGAAGAUGUGACGGAGCAUGAACAAUUAGUUCGUAAAGCUAUACUUGAUGCUGACUCCAUAGCUCACCAUCCGGAUUUCCAGCACUAUCUAAACACGGAAGACGAACCAGAGGACAAAUCCCGUCUUUCAACUGACCUUCACCACACGGAUGCUCACGCUUUUGGACGAAAGGUCGAAGUACUACCCAAAGUAUCUGGAGAUGAUAUUGUCAUGGGCGGUCAUAGAAUUCCACUCAAUGCAUCGGGUUCGAGAUUACAAUCCGGAACUACUCGUAGUCAUGGUGACAUUUUGGGCAGUAGCGGACAUGGGAUGUCAAGAAGCUCCUCUGCUGCAGGCGUAACGACGAGUGAUCAGGAGAUAUCUCAUUUGAUUCAAGACGCCGCAGCCAAAGCGUCCAAUUUCAUUAGUCCCCAAAGUCAGUCCACCGGGAAAUCGUUCGACGCUGCCGAAGAACAGGCGUUGGAACAUUUUGUCGGGGAAUACCAAGCCAUCAAAAAUUUAUCUCGCCGCCAGAUUUGUGAGCGUAUAUGGUCUAAUGAGCGUCGAAAGGAUGAUUUCUGGACGAACAUUUGUAAAGUUCUGCCUUAUAGAACGAGGUCUUCGAUCUACAAACAUGUUCGCCGUAAGUACCACAUUUUCGAGCAGCGCGGCAAAUGGACACCGGAAGAGGAACGGGAACUGGCCACAUUAUGUCUCGAAAAGGAGGGACAAUGGUCUGAGAUCGGUAAAAUUUUGGGAAGGAUGCCAGAAGAUUGCCGAGAUCGUUGGAGGAACUACGUAAAAUGCGGAAACAAUCGCGCAUCCAAUAAAUGGUCACCACAAGAGGAGGCCCAGCUCAAGGAAGUAAUUUCGGAGCUUUUGGAAUCUGCUGAAUCGCCCGAGGAUCACUUGUACGAUCCUAUGGAUGACCCCCAGAUCGAAAACAAGGAGAAAAGAAUCGUUAAAAAGAAAGACUCCGCUUCUCGAGACCUCAUAAACUGGACAGUUGUAAGUGAGCGUAUGGGGGGAACACGUUCGCGCAUUCAGUGCCGUUAUAAAUGGAACAAGCUUUUGAAAAAACAGGCCAUGAACAAGAUCAAAACUAUCAGUGAAGAAGACAAGCUGUGGAUUUUAGAGAAACUUAGAGACAUGGGGUUUACAGAGGAUUUACAAGUGGAUUGGGACGAGCUUGCCAGGUUGAUGCCCGGAAAAUUAUGGUCAGGAACCGAACUGAAGUUAUGCUAUGAAAAGCUGAGAACAGGCGUGAAGUAUCACAAGGAUCGGACUAUCAAUCAAAUUUGUAAGGAAUUAAUCGGUAUUCGCGAUGAGGGAUUGCCAUUGGAAGCCGGUCAUAUUUCAAGCUCAAAGCGUUAG
Molecule: messenger RNA, 2130 nt
Organism: Lachancea lanzarotensis
Lineage: Eukaryota; Fungi; Ascomycota; Saccharomycetes; Saccharomycetales; Saccharomycetaceae
Product: LALA0S02e08900g1_1
Exons: 1
Coding region: 1-2130 (709 amino acids)
Biological process (GO): regulation of DNA-templated transcription
Cellular component (GO): nucleus
Molecular function (GO): DNA-binding transcription factor activity; transcription cis-regulatory region binding
Source: RefSeq, a predicted model, not a curated record